UUGCUCUUCCUACUGAUAAUCGCGUCCGCGGUUGCUUCACGCGCUCACAAGCUCAAAUCCGCCACGUUCCUAUCAUCGGAGCUCGUCCUAGCUCCCGGCUCGUUAACCAACACGCUCCACUACGACGUUGGCUUCCCGACUGGCCACAUCGGCAUCAAGAGCUUCCACGUCGAGCCCGUCGACUCCUCCGGCCGCCCCAUCCCGCUCUACGAGACGUAUCUCCAGUCUCCACCACUGGGAUCUGUUCUGAUACGUCGUCCCCAAGGGCACUGGUGGUAG
Linum tenue is the source of this 279-nucleotide messenger RNA. NCBI's taxonomy places the organism in Eukaryota, Viridiplantae, Streptophyta, Magnoliopsida, Malpighiales, Linaceae. The record is from the annotation of a GenBank genome assembly.